UUUGCAUUCUUUACUACAAGGUCUGCAAUGUUGCCGAUGUCGAACCCUUCAGCUAAUCCCACACAGCUUACAAUUUUCUAUGGUGGAUCAGUAUGUGUGUAUGACUCGGUGCCACCAGAAAAGGCUCAGGCAAUCAUGCUUAUAGCUGCAGCUGCGGCAGCUGCGGCAGCCACCAAAGGCAGUGCUGCCACUGCUUUUAAUCCUCCAAUGGUACAUACAGCCACUGUCGCCCCAGCAGCAGUCUUCUCUCCUGUGCUUACACGGUCUCCAUCACUGCAGAGCACUUCUGUAGCAGCUGGACAAGCUCAGGUUGUUGCUGACCCUAGCUCAAUAAGCAAGCUUCAGGCUGAUCUCCCCAUUGCCAGGAGGCACUCUCUCCAGCGCUUCCUUGAGAAACGUCGUGACAGGGUCGUGAGCAAAGCUCCGUACAGCCCCGCCAAGUCGUUCGAUGGCAUGGAGUCAGCGGGAAUGGAGAUGACUGUGGACGGCAAGCAGGGCGCAAGGCCCAGUAUCUUGAAAGGUUGGGGAGCCGCGAAGUCUGAAGUCUGAACGGUGAAAGCGUAGCCCCGCGGGAGCGUGGCGUUGUCUGGGAA
Molecule: messenger RNA, 593 nt
Organism: Zea mays
Lineage: Eukaryota; Viridiplantae; Streptophyta; Magnoliopsida; Poales; Poaceae
Product: protein TIFY 3
Exons: 4
Coding region: 28-549 (173 amino acids)
Biological process (GO): response to wounding; regulation of jasmonic acid mediated signaling pathway; regulation of defense response
Cellular component (GO): nucleus
Source: RefSeq, a predicted model, not a curated record